Heterobasidion irregulare TC 32-1 is the source of this 946-nucleotide messenger RNA. RefSeq lists its product as uncharacterized. The record is from RefSeq and is a predicted model, not a curated record. The transcript has a single exon. Bases 280 to 546 code for a protein of 88 amino acids. Lineage: Eukaryota; Fungi; Basidiomycota; Agaricomycetes; Russulales; Bondarzewiaceae.
CGUGGCAUCAAAUCCGUUCGUUAUUUUCGAAAUCCAGCGAAGGUGUACAUUCCUCUUUUCGUGUGACAAGGUAACAAAGAAAAAGAAGGAUGGAAAAAGGAAAAAAAAAGUGGGGCUAUAUCUACAGUCGCCCGCGCGACGAGGAGUACAGUAUCGUGUUGGUUUCUGAAUCAGUGCGUAAGGGGAUCAAAGGGAGAAGUGGAGGUCGCGUAAGGGGGGACCGAGAGGCGAAUCAGAGCGAGCGGGAAUAAAGCGCGGGACAUUCGACGAGCAGACACGAUGGAAAUAGGCGAACGAGUAAGCUGUAAAGCAGCAUAUCUGUGCAGGUGGAUUAUUUACGAUGCAGAGCAGCUAAGUAAAGUGGGAACACUGAGAGAGAGAAGCAGCAAGGAGGAGGAGAGACAGGAACGACGGAACACAUGUGCGGAAAUGAGGGUGACAGGGAUUACACAGAACUGUAGCAUUUGGUCGAGAACGAGGGGCAUACGCAGAGGUGGGAUAUAUGGCGCUAAGGGAGAAGGGGACAACGAGGGCCAGGCAGAAUGAGUCGAUCCAACAGAGGCGAUACGAUAUUCGGUAGAGUCAAAAAAACGAGAGGUGCGAAGAGAGGAAGACGUAAUAGGGUGGGGUGGGAUUCGCAUUGUUCUCCAAACACAACCAGGGCCGCUAGCCGCGGGUGAAAGGGUAAGGAAUGAACGCAGACACAACAUAUGCAGGACAAAAGAAAAGCGAUUAAGGUUGGGUAGAUCGACAGGUGAGAUCCAUGCGGCACUGAGUCGUCUCGGCGCGCAUCACUCGGUAUCGGGAUCGCCGUUGACGGCUCUCAGAGGCGGAUGCGCCGUGAGUGUGAGAGGUGCCGCUGUCGUUGUCACUGUCACCGCCGGCGCCGGCGCUGUGCGAGUAUCAAUCGCGCUGUAUGCGGGUGGUGGAUCUCGCGCGAUCUCUC